Prosopis cineraria is the source of this 1421-nucleotide messenger RNA. Its product is annotated as transcription factor HEC3-like. Gene Ontology annotation, molecular function: DNA-binding transcription factor activity; protein dimerization activity. Bases 396 to 818 code for a protein of 140 amino acids. NCBI's taxonomy places the organism in Eukaryota, Viridiplantae, Streptophyta, Magnoliopsida, Fabales, Fabaceae. The transcript has a single exon. The record is from RefSeq and is a predicted model, not a curated record. Gene Ontology annotation, biological process: regulation of DNA-templated transcription.
CAUACCAUAACUCUUCUCAACCAUCACACACAGUUUGUUUCAGCAGCCCAGAAAAAGAUCACCUCCUUCAAUAUCCGAUCUAUAUAUCUACUUACACACACACACAGAUCUGGUUUUGUUACUUUUUCAAUAUAAUUCAGAAUCUGCCCCACAAAAAUGAAUACCAACCAGAAUACUCAUCCCUCCUUCACCAACAGUAGUGUUAACAUUAGUAAUAAUCAUCCAACUUGGAAUAUGAAUCUUGAGCAUAUGGGUUCUGCUUGGCUUCCUCUUCAAACCCCAAUAUCUACCUUUUCAUCUUCUGGUUUUCUCAUCAGUGACAUGUUUGGCAUCAACUUGGGAAGAGAAGGAGAGAAGGAGAGGAGGAGGAGGAGGAGGAAGAAGAGCUUGGAGCCAUGAAGGAGAUGAUGUACAAGAUCGCCGCUUUGCAGCCAGUCGAGAUCGAUCCCUCCACCAUCCGGAAACCUAAGCGGCGGAACGUCCGGAUCAGUGACGACCCACAGAGUGUCGCAGCCCGACACCGCCGUGAGAGGAUCAGCGAGAAAAUCCGAAUCCUGCAGAGACUCGUCCCCGGAGGAAUCAAGCUCGACACCGCCUCCAUGCUCGACGAAGCCAUUCGCUACGUCAAAUUCUUGAAGAGACAAAUCAGGUUGCUCCAAUCUCCACCACACCAACACUGCACGAUCACCACCGGUAACAACACCUCUCUCGCCGAUUGGCCUUACACACCAAACACGCCCCACACCGCCGCCACCGGAACGGUGUUCAACGCCGGUGAUAGCUCCUCCGGGUUUAACCAUGAGGUAAUUAGUGAAUGACCAGCUAGAGUACUAUGUUGAUUACUGUAUAAGUAUGUCAGGGAAGAAAAUAAAAGAUCGAGCAAGUAAUUAAUGAUACUGUUGUUUGAGAGAGAGAGAGAGAGAGAGAGAGAGAGAGAUCUUGUUUGGAUAUUGUUGACUGAAGGUGGUGUAGAAUAUGAGCAUAAUCAUAACGGUUGGCUUAAUGGCUUGGGUUACGUAUUAUUCAGCCAUGUGUGUGUAUAGAAUAUUGGGAAUGAUGUGGUGUUGGGUUUUAAUUUGAAAGUUGGCCGAAAAGUUUGUUUGGCCUGCAUGCCUUUUUCCCUUGAGAAAUACUCAAAUAAGCCGUGACGUGAUCACGAGGAAAUUUAGUUAAUAAUCAAUAUAUCUAAAUGUGAAAGCUUGGUCAUCUGUGGAUGUGUAUAAUUACUUAAAUACACGCUUGCUGCUGAACCGACGACAAGGUGACAGUCUAUGUACAUGUGUUUGUGUGUUGUUUGGAGAGACUGAAACUUAGGGGAUUAUGGUUUGAGUGGCUUCGAAUUUUAAUCAGUUGUGAGAAAGAGUGUCAUGAUGUGAGGAGAAAGCCCUCAAGGGGGUGAGAAAAGCGAUCACGAAGUUAUU